AUGGACGGAUAUCCAGUUGGAAGCCUGGAUCACAACAUCCCGCACGUCGUCCUCGCCGGUCUCACCUCGAGCCCCGCCAAGGACCUGCCUCUGAACGCCGAGCUUCGGGACCAGGCGUUUCUGUUGCGAUCAGAGCUACCGAACCUCGAGACGCCAGAUGCCGAAGCGCUGAGGGACUACAUCGUGCGCCAGGAUGGGAGGAAUCAACCGUGGAACGGGAGAGACAGCGGGAAGCCUUACAAGCUCCGCGUCACCGUGGCUGGUCGGUCGUUUGUCCUUCCUCCCCGGCGAGCCAGGCUUCCAGAGGGUAUCGAAGCCCCCGAUACACCUCCCGUGCUGCACUCUCCCUUCUCGCCAUUGAGCCCCGUCUCUCCUCUGUACCCCGACGGCCUCAUGAACACGGAAUGGCUGCACAAACAUGAGGAUCUGGUCCCGAGCGUCUACGUUUCUUUCUGCAUCCUUACCUCCGACCCGACCCUCGCAACGCUGCACGACAACCAGCUAAAGACCGACAUCAACAACCUCAAGACCGCUCUUGGCAAAUCUGGAUAUAGAACGCGACUCGCUGUGGUGCUCUUGAGCGAUGGCACUGCGUCUUCCUCCAUGGUCGACCUCGUCCAGGACCGGCUUGACAACAUUAGGAGAGGCGUAGGUCUAGACACCAAAUCAUUCUUCUACCUCUCUCCCGGCGACCUGUCCAUCGAUCUCGAGCAUACGGCAGACUCCAUGCUGGCUGCGGUGUUCCUGCAAGCUAUAGAGUACUAUAGAGACCUCGGCCGUCAUGCGCGGAAGAAGCGCAGUCGUGGCGUUGCCCCGCCGCCCACGGUACCGCCUACAAACACCUCACAAACACUCACGGUCCAGGACUGGAACGUGAGAUACGACUAUAAGACGGGCAUAUUUGCCGAGUUCCGCCAGGAGAUGGACGCUGCGCUGCGCUCAUACGAUCAAGCGUACGAGGAGCUCCUCAGCCAGGAUGUGAUGGACGUCAUCCCGAGCUGGAGUCCGCGGUGGAACGAGGCGCGCAUGCUUGCCGACACUAUUGCCAUACGCGGCAUCCGGUGCGUGCUCUGGGGCGGGCAAACCACCUCAGCAGUGCGGAGAUGGCAGACACACCGCGAUAAGAUAGCCGACUUUAUUGAUCGACGAGGCCGAGGCACGCACAACUACGGCUGGAAGGCGUGGGAGUCGAGGUGGGCCGUUGUCAUGGCGAACUUGAUCGAGAGAGUAGACUUGCGCAGUCUAGCACCAUCAACGAAGACGCUCUUCCUUCAACCGGAGAAGGCUGCUGCGGUGGAUAGACUACAACCCUGGGACAUGCUACAUCACACUGGGUACUGGUACCGCACUGCGGCAGAGCAUCUCGCAGCCAGGCGCGCCCUUGCUCGAUCAAUUCCCGAGGAAGACCGCAGGUCACCAGAUACCACACCCGCAUCAGCUGUGGCCGGCAAAGCCUUCACAUACGACACCUACAUGUGCCCAGAUCCUCACGAGGAGUUCCCCCUCCAGGGUAUGGGAGUCAACCACUCUCAGCUCAUCAUCGACCUCCUGAUGGCAGCAAGAUCCCAGUUCCAGGCGCGGAAGCAGCACAGGAUAUCAGCAGAGCUGUCUCUCCAGUGCGCCAAAGAAAUGGCAAACUUGAAGGCGUGGGAUGACGUUGUUGCGUUGCUGCGCCCGUUAUGGGAAGAUAUGUCGUUCAGGGCGGAAGGUUGGCUCAACAUUGCCGAGGACCUCAGCUGGGUUCUUCGGGCUGCUGCUGCCCACACCGGAAAUGGGCCGCUUGUGGUUGCCAUUGACUGGGAGCUGAUGAACAGGAAGUUCACACGGCGACCCAAGUGGCACUACGACAUCUCCAAGUCCUUGGAGGGCUUGUCGAUUGAGACCAAGCCUACGGUCACCAUCAACGACGACGUCGUAUCGUCCUUCAUCUCGGCAUCGUUCAUUUUCAAGGCCGAAGACGGAAAAGCCGGCGAAACCUGUCAAGCUCAAGUUGCGAUCAAGUCGGAAGCGUUCCCGGAUGCAGCCCUAGUAACACUGAAGGGACUGCAUGUUGACUUCGAGGGUAGUCUCAAGACCAUCACCCUAGACCACACCCCAGACUCCAAUGCUCGCACAGAAAGGGGCAGCGUGACUCUUUCAAACGUGCCGCUGGCAGAGACACCUCGUGAUGACAAUGAAGAAGAGGGUGCCUCAGUCCUGAGCGGGUCGGCCGAUCUGUCGAUCAAGCCCGGCUCUACCAAUGUCUACGAAAUGGCGAUACCGUUGCGAGAACCUGGCGAGGCCCGCGCAUCCUCAGCAACCCUGAUCUUGGAGGCAGACGACUUUUUGCUUAAUUACACGAUUGCGUUCCAGGAUCUCGGCGCGGGGGAUUUCUGGUUCAGUCCGUCUCUGUCCAGACGACGCAUUGUGCGGCAAAGCGCCCACGUCAUCCAAGUGCAGCCCAGGCCGCCCAAGAUGGAAAUCAAGCUUGCAAAGCCCCUCGAACAGUUCUACGCGAACGAGCCCAUGGAGCUCCUUCUUGACGUACUCAAUGCGGAGGAUGAAGAAGCCGUCGCCAAGUUGGAGGUCCACGUAUUCGGCGAGCAUAUUCCCUCUUUUCGAGUCCGAGUCGAGGAUCAAGACGAACACUUUGCAGAAGAAGCCAAGGAGGAAGCCAAGCUCACCGGUCUACCUCUCGGCACACUUGGAACGUCGCAAUCAACAAAGGUCAAGGUUUCUCUUGAUCCUAUUCAGUUGACAACCUCCUACGACGUCACAUUACGAGUCUUCUACCACCUCGUCUCCGAUCCAGCGACCCUGAUCAUGCAAAUCCUCCCCGUCCAGCUCAAUGUCGUCAAUCCUUUCGAAGCCAACUACGACCUCAUCCCCCGCCUCCAUCCCGAUCCUUGGCCCUCGCUUUUUGACUACGAGGGCGUCCAAGACCCGACAAUCACCAACGAAGCCGCCAUCCAACCGCGCGGUCUGGCCCAGAAGUGGUGCCUCGUAUGCCACUUCGCCUCCUUUGCCUCGGAAGACCUCGAAAUCGUUGGCAUGGACGCCGAGGUGGUCGCAUGCCAGAACAACGCCAGGUGCACAACCGCAUCCCGGCCCGAAAUCCCAGCGGACGGCCUCCGCAUAUCCCCCAAGUCGAUGCAAGAAGCACACUUCAACCUGGUCGCCCAGAAAUUGAGCCUUGACGACCGCGGUCCCGCGUCGCUCGACGUCGCGUUCGUCCUCAAAUGGCGCCGCGCGUCAGCAGACCCGUCCUCUAAGGCGAACACCACGACGAUGCUCGUGCCGAGAUACAUCGUUCUCGGCUCCGAGCCCCGCGUCCUCGCCUCCUACUCCCUUGCCAACCCCGCCACCGGGCUGAUCCACCUAGACGUCACAAUCGAGAACGGGUCGAGCCACUUCUUGACCUUCGGCCUCAGCAUGGAACCCAGCGACGAGUUCGCCUUCUCGGGCGCCAAACAAACCACGGUCCACGUUCUUCCGGUCUCGCGGCGCUCGGUGACCUACCGCCUCCUCCCCCUCGUACGCGGCGCCUACAUCAGGCCGAGUCUGGUGGUAAGAGACAAGUACUUCCAGAAGGUUCUCAGAAUCAUCCCGACAGAGGGCAUGAAAAUCGACAAGGACGGUCUCCUAGUGUGGAUCCCGCCAGAGGAGGAGGAGGAAGAGGAUAGCUAG
This is a messenger RNA of Colletotrichum karsti, 3666 nucleotides long. RefSeq lists its product as uncharacterized. The record is from RefSeq and is a predicted model, not a curated record. NCBI's taxonomy places the organism in Eukaryota, Fungi, Ascomycota, Sordariomycetes, Glomerellales, Glomerellaceae. The transcript has 3 exons. The coding region runs from base 1 to 3666 and encodes 1221 amino acids.